Molecule: messenger RNA, 315 nt
Organism: Rotaria sp. Silwood1
Lineage: Eukaryota; Metazoa; Rotifera; Eurotatoria; Philodinida; Philodinidae
Source: the annotation of a GenBank genome assembly
AUGUCAUCAACACAAUUAUUUAUAUUAUUCAUAUUAUUCAAUAUUGUAUGUGGAAUGUAUAAUCCAUUUGGUUUAAAAAAAAAAUUUUAUCAAUCUUUAACACCUUAUAUAUCAGAUAAUGAUAAUCGAUAUGUUUGGUUUACACGAAGUAUUGAUGAUGAAAUUAAAGAUAAAACAAAUAAUCUAGAAAAACUUUCAAAGAAAAAUUUUAAUCGAUUUUUUUUACGUAAAAAAAUUGACUAUGAAUAUCAACCAUAUAUUUCCAACAUAAGAAGACAAACAAAAAAAAAAACAUACAUUAACUUAUCUAAAUAA